UUCCUAAAGUUAUGCAACGUAAUACCCUGGUGACUUGAGUGCCAUGAUAUCAAUCACGGGUCCUUCAGAGGACUGUCUGCGGGCAGAAGCUGGUAGAGUCGCCCUGUUUUCAUUGGAGUGGAGCUUCUUCCUGAGAACUCCGUCAUGACAUCAUCGUCAUCCGAUUCCCGAACAGCUGCAGGAAGUUAGUUGCGUUGGAGUGGACGAUGGACACUGUUGCAUACGCAGCUCUCCAGUCUUCCUGCGCUCGAAUCCUGUGUGGCCAAAUUAAAUCUCGUGUUGUUAGCGCGUUCGUCUCUUUAUAAUCCAUCUUCCAGGGUGUUCUGGGGAAACAGGGACAGCCCUUUUCAAGUGAAGGAGAGGUUAAGACUCCUGCGCGUUGCCCGUUUCGCGCCUCCAAUUUGUGGAUCAUGACCCUGGACACUGAUUUAAUGGAUGACCUUGUUGUGGACGUGGUUGGAGAAGGAGGCAAGGAGUCUGGAGACGAACAUCUUUCGACCUCAACCCUUUCUGUAUCCGACCAGGUACAUAACAAGCGGGAUAAGGACCGCGUCCCAUCUUCCAUAUGUCCCUCAAGCUCGAGCAAAAGCACUUCGGUGAAGCCGCCCUAUUCCUACAUCGCUUUGAUCACCAUGGCCAUCCUCCAGAGCCCGAAGAAGCGUCUCACCCUCAGCGAGAUAUGCGACUUCAUCAGCCACCAGUUCGUGUACUAUCGAGAGAAGUUUCCAGCCUGGCAGAACUCCAUCCGGCACAACCUCUCCCUAAACGACUGCUUCGUGAAGAUGCCACGCGAGCCCGGUAAUCCCGGGAAAGGGAAUUACUGGACGCUGGAUCCCAAUUCAUCGGAUAUGUUUGAGAACGGGAGUUUCUUGAGGAGAAGGAAGCGAUUUAAGCGGCAGCAUUUCAAGUUUGGUGUGUUUAAAGAUCGGGCUCUGCAGCCGAGUGGCUUUCCGAGUCUGUGCCACGGCGCGUGCGGGCUCGGCGCGUCCUGCGCUCAUUUACCGGGGCUGGAUAUCUACCCGUUUUGCUUGCAUCAACCCAUCGGUGUAGCACCUGUUGGGAGUAUUUUACCUGCUCUGUCCACGCUUUUCUCGAGGAACUCUGUCACAUCCAAGUCUUUCCCACAGUCCCAAACAAUGGCCAUCGAGUCGGUCACCCCGGGUCUCGCCUGCGCAAUGGACCCGACCUUUCCAUACGCGUCCUCAGCAUUGUUCAAUCCAGUGGGCUUCCCUCGGGUCGUCAGUUUUCAGUACGAGUACCAGAAGCUGCAAGAUGUGCACAGCCACGUGGAUUUAUCCACUAAACACAGACACCUGGCCAGUGUCAGUGACUAGCAUCGCGUAUUUGGACACUAUUUUUGUUUGUUUGUUGGUUGUUGUUUUUUUCUCAGGAACUAUUUCAUUUAUCCCGAGGUAUAACAUGUGUAGAGCACCGCGUCGAAUGUUUGCAAACAUUUGAUCGAACUUUUGAGUUUAGCUUCUAUCAGGAAUUAAUCUAGUGACGUGUUUCUGUUUCAUGCUGAAAUUGUUCAUUGAUGCAUGUUAUUUUAUUGGAAUGAUUCGAUAUCGAACGGAUCAACUAUUUAAACGACGCAUUUUCUGAUCGUGUUUUGACGGAAAUAAAAUUGACUUAAUUGAUUAAA
This is a messenger RNA of Carassius gibelio (silver crucian carp), 1642 nucleotides long. RefSeq names its product forkhead box protein D1-like. The record is from RefSeq and is a predicted model, not a curated record. The transcript has a single exon. Lineage: Eukaryota; Metazoa; Chordata; Actinopteri; Cypriniformes; Cyprinidae. Gene Ontology annotation, molecular function: RNA polymerase II cis-regulatory region sequence-specific DNA binding; DNA-binding transcription factor activity, RNA polymerase II-specific. Gene Ontology annotation, biological process: anatomical structure morphogenesis; regulation of transcription by RNA polymerase II; cell differentiation. The coding region runs from base 411 to 1334 and encodes 307 amino acids.